AGAGUUUCUCAAGAGGAGGAGAUGAUAUAAAUGAGUCUUUCAGUCUUUUGUGUCUUCAUCCACUCCAGGCUCUCUCAGCAGUUCACAGUUGAUAGGCAUCAUGAGUUGCCCAUCAUCUGGUCAGCAGUGCAACGGACUUUACCCUCAGACCCCCCAGCAGACCUCUGGUACCGUGUGGCCGAUUCAACCCUGCCAACCGUACUGGCCAUGCCAACCUAACCAACCCACCUGGCCCAUGAGCCAACCCAGUACAGCGGUACCAACGACCUGGCCUGUCCAACCCACCCAACCCGGAUGGCCCAAUACACCAACCAAUCCAACAAGUCAACCCAGUCCAACUGUACAACCCAACCCACCUGUACAACCAAGCUGGCCUGCUCAGCUUCCCACCCCGCCCGGAUACCUACCGUCUCCAGUACCCCCGACCUGGAAUGGUAAUCCUGGUCAACCUGGCUGCCCUGGUCAAGUCCAGACGGGAGGAACCCAGCAGCCGUGGCCUACUGCUCCUGUUACCGUCCCAUUCAACAUGAAUUUCCCUCGUGGCAUCUACGACAAGCUAAUGCUAACUAUCAGAGGGCAGGUUAAACCUGAUGCUAAAAUGUUCACAAUCAAUUUCCUGCGUGGUAACGACAUCGCACUUCACAUCAACCCACGAUUCAACGAAGGAGGGAAAGCGGUUCUGGUGCGCAAUCAUAAACUGGGGGAGCGUUGGGGAAAAGAGGAGCGUGACAUUCUGGCGCCGUUUCCAUUCAUGCCCGGGCAUCACUUUGAGAUGAAGAUCUUGUGCUCCUUCAAUGAGUUCAAGGUGGCCGUCAACAACACGCCCAUCUUUGACUUUCAGCACCGAAUCAGAGAAGUCAACCAGAUCGACCGCAUCAUCAUUCAGCACGACGUCACACUCACAUCCGUCACUGUGGACACUCUGCCCUGAACCAAUCACAGCCAACCAACACAAUCAACCAAUCACACGACAGGAUUCCAAUAUCUUCAUUCAUGGAUUCUGUCGUAACACAAUGAGGAAUCAUCGGAACUCUGGAACUCUCCAUCCACUGCCGUAUGUGAUGCUGUCAAUCUCAACACCCUCCGUUCCCCGCGGUCCACUCUUUUUCACAAGUGUUUCAACUAAAUGAAAUUAAACAUCCUAACAUAUUUCAAGCUUUGUUAAUUUGGUUAAAGAUUACACAAUUGCAUUUAUUAUGAAAUUGACAAUAGGCAUAUAUAUAUAUAUUAUUAUUAUUUUGAAACAUGGAAACAUCUCACAAUGUCAAAAGACGUAAGAGAUGGCAAAUAUUUUCUUUAUAAUGGACUAUUAAACAAUUAAGCAUUUAAACCAGAAAAGAACACGUGUUACUUUUAUAUUUAUAAUUACGGUCAUGUGUCUUCUGAUAUAUUUAUAUUAAUAUGUGAUGACUAACACACAUGCAAGGCAGUACUAAUGUUGUGUGUGAAGUGAAAAACAUUUAAAUCCAGUAUAUGCACCAUUAAUGUCUACAGCUAUUAUGUGCAUUGUGCUCUUGUUGCUAAUGUCAUUAUAUGAGUUUAUGAUGUCAUUUAUAUUGCAUCAAAUCAAUAAAUAGAUAUUCUA
This is a messenger RNA of Xyrauchen texanus (razorback sucker), 1585 nucleotides long. RefSeq names its product galectin-5-like. Gene Ontology annotation, biological process: positive regulation of calcium ion import; monocyte chemotaxis; neutrophil chemotaxis. The transcript has 5 exons. Gene Ontology annotation, cellular component: immunological synapse; nucleus. The coding region runs from base 101 to 931 and encodes 276 amino acids. Gene Ontology annotation, molecular function: IgE binding; carbohydrate binding; laminin binding. NCBI's taxonomy places the organism in Eukaryota, Metazoa, Chordata, Actinopteri, Cypriniformes, Catostomidae. The record is from RefSeq and is a predicted model, not a curated record.